This is a messenger RNA of Oryzias latipes (Japanese medaka), 5166 nucleotides long. Its product is annotated as storkhead-box protein 2. Gene Ontology annotation, molecular function: RNA polymerase II transcription regulatory region sequence-specific DNA binding. NCBI's taxonomy places the organism in Eukaryota, Metazoa, Chordata, Actinopteri, Beloniformes, Adrianichthyidae. Gene Ontology annotation, cellular component: nucleus; cytoplasm. The record is from RefSeq and is a predicted model, not a curated record. Gene Ontology annotation, biological process: regulation of transcription by RNA polymerase II.
CAUUUUCAUCGGAGGGCGUCUUUCAAUGCCAUAUUUUUAUUUUACAGUUUUUAAAAUAAUGUUGGUGUGGUUUUGCCGGCCCCGGACCGGUUCUGGUCCUACGGAGCUCGUCGGACGUUGGUGCCCGUCACGUGGCGUGACGCAGCGGCGCCGCCACGCCGAUGUCCGGGUGGUUCUGCUACUCCACGGCUCGGAAUCGACCCAGCGUGAAACCCGAACCUGUGCUGCGGCUCGCGGUCUCGCGCCUCUGUAGAACGGGAGGCGCGUGCAGAGCGCGUGGCCGCCGGUGACGGAGGAGGCGGCUCGCGCGGCCGCAGCGCUCUUCGCCUCGCUAGCUUGCAGCUAGCUUUUUGCGAUCCCGAUCUGACCCGCUCAGAGCCCCAUGAACCCGCACCUGCGGGUGGCUGCGGGGCAGGUCGUGUCGUGGUUCCGUCGGGGGUUGCCUGGCGGGAUGAUAGUUCUCCUGGGCUGAGUUGGUGACAGAGCGGCGACACACCGCAGCGGCACCAGCUAGCAUGAUGAUCUGGGAGUUCCCUCCUCACCGGAGCCCGGUUGCUUGAGACUGGUCCUGGGGCCCCGCACAGUCUGAUGGAGCCCUUUUUGCAGAUCGCGCCUCAUUCCCUGGCCAUCGUGCUGAGCAGGACUGGCGCAGGGGAGGUGGCCGGAGUGUCCGAGAGCGAUGAGCUGCCCCGGCACCACACUGGGUACGAGAUCUUCGCGAAUUUUAAGGCGGAGAACUCCCAACUGCACGUGUGGAACCAGCGGGUCAGCGAGGCCGUGUCCGAGACGUUCUUCCUGGGAUGGAUCGACGAGCAUGUGCUGCUGAUCCAGGGGAAGGAAGACCACCUGGAGGCGCUGAGGGAGGGUUGGAUGCGGAGAUGCCUGAAUCCACCUCGGGGAUUCACCAUCAAGUACCUCGGGGAUGUCUCGCCCAUCAGCAUGUCCCCAAUCAGCCAACCACAGUUCAUCCCCCUAGGAGAGGUUUUGCUUUUGGCUAUUUCUGCCCUAAACUCCGCCCACAAGCCUGUCACUGAGGAGGCUCUGACCGAGCACCUGCAGACAUGUUUCCAAGGUGUUCCCACGCCGACAGAGGAGGCGCUCCACCAUACGCUGAGCAUGCUGGUCCACGAGCGCAAGAUUUACCCAACCCCUAAUGGAUACUUUAUCGUCACCCCUCAAACCUAUUUCAUCACUCCCAGCCUGGUCCGGACUGGUUCUAAGUGGUACCAUUUAGAUGAGCACCCGGCUGACCGACAUCAGUACCAGAAACCGGAACUGCAUCAGCUGACUCAGUGCACCUCGCCUCUCUCUGGCACCAUAACCCCGUCUACCUCUGGAGGAUUGCGGGAUCGGACGUAUAAAGCAGAGGGCUCUCAGAGCCACCACGCCACUCUGCAGCGGUGCUCUCCCAAAGACCACAGAGAGGUGCACUCCUCACCACAAACGCCUUCCCAGCAAGUGGGAGGAAACUUGGAGAAGGGCAGGGGCAGCCUUGGAUUUGCUUUCAAAAUGGACACGCUCACCAAGCACAAAGGUGGGGCGGCCGUGCCCGCCGCACUGGCAGACGCAGACAAGUCUGCAGGAAGUGGUUCUGGGAGCCGAAAGUUUGGUUUGAAGUUGUUCCGGUUGAGUUUCAAAAAGGACAAGACAAAGCAGCUGGUGACCUUCUCCGCCCAGUUCCCCCCAGAAGAGUGGCCACUCCCUGAUGAGGAUACCCCUAAUCAGAUGCCUCGCUUUGUGGAGAUGGAGAUCAUUCGCAGAAUCAACCCUGACCUCACCGUAGAGAACCUGGCCCGCCACACCGCUGUCAUGAAGCGUCUGGAAGAGGAGCGUGUUCAAAGGAGCAUGGCGUCGUCAGCCAAUCAGAGUUCCAGGAGCAGGAGGAGUGGUGGCCGACACAGGAAGCAGUCUCAGACCAAACAUGGGCGCUCCCACAGCAAAACCCGUUCGACCCGCUUUGACCAGACUGACAGUUCACGCGCUGAUCCAGCCAACAGAGACUAUCGGGGCCACUCAUCGUCUCUGGCUCGCUCGCCUCGAGAACAGGCCCUCGCCGUGGAGAGGCACCGGGCACGCCUUCACCUCGCUCACAGCAUUCCUAACAUCCUGGAAUCCACACACCUGCCUGUUACGCCUGAGUGGGACGUUUCCGGAGGGCUGGCAAAGCGGCGCAUGGAGGUACCUUUCCCUGAGCCGAGCCAUGUCCCUUUAGCCCAUCACUCCAAAGUCCAUCGCUCUCACUCACACACCCAGGAGAGGAAGUCCCGCAGUGAGCGCAGCAGCAAAGCCAAGGAGCGCUCCCGCUCUAUGGACAACUCCAAAGCAGUGCUUGGAGUCGGCCCGGUGGCGCCGUCCAAUUAUUACGACAACCGAAGCCGCUACUACACAGAAGAUGGCAGCCUGAGAGCCAAUCAAAACUCCACGCCGUUCUCCAGAGCGCCGCUCACAACGGGACUGGAGGGGGGCAGGAGCUUUGAUAGGAGUAAGAGUCGAGACAGUCUGGUGGCAUACAAAACACUACCGCCCCACAGCGCUCCCCCUGACGAGUACUUCCAGUGUUCCGGGAAGCCCACCAACACGCUGGGAACUCUGUGCAGGAGCAGCUCCGACCAGCAGCCCCCUCAUCCUCCUGAAAGCAAAGAGGACCCUCCAGAGGGGGGCACCAAUGGUGGCAGCUUCCCCUCAAUACCUCUACCUGUCCCCGACUCCUCCCUUCCUAACAUGCGGCCUCCCAACAGCGCCUCCUGUGGUCAGGAGAAAAAUAAGGAGGUCUUCAACAAAGACGGUUUGUUUGAUCCUCCAUCCAGCCUCCCCCUGUCGAGCUACAGCUCUUUGAAAAAGACCCUGCCUCUGUCCUCGUCCUGUGAUGCUCUGGAUGCUCACAGCGACACCCCCAAACCGCUGGUGGCAACGUCAUCUGCCCCUCCACUGGUACCUGAAGCUACCUCUGGGGCUGCAGAUGCCUCCUUGGACUACUACAACGUUUCAGAUGACGAAGAAGCUGAGGAGGGGGGAGCUAGGAGUAAAGAGGGGGCUUUAGGGGAAAAGUCUGGGGGAGUCGCUGGGACGGGCCGGGGGGGAGCAGGAACCAUGCAGUGGCUGCUUGAGCGGGAGAAGACCAGGGACCUUCAGAGGAGGUUUGAAAGAACUCUUAGUCUUUCUGGUGCUAAAGACCACCUUCCUGAACCGGGUCAGAACCAGCAGGCGUCGCACUCCGCCAGGCUGGACAGUAUGGACUCCAGCUCCGUCACGGUGGACAGUGGAUUCAACUCCCCCAGAACCAGGGAGAGCCUGGCCUCCAACACGUCCUCGGUCGUGGAGAGCAACAGACGACAGAACCUUGCUCUGAGUCCUGGACACUUGGGCAUGGCCUCCAGCACUGGACCUCCUUUCUCCUUCCAUACCAUCUCAGAACCUCCUAGCAGCCAAACAGAGAAGCUGCAGAAGCCCAGCGGCUGCCUGGCCUCCAUCACCAGCGUGUGAGGCUGCAGCUCAGAGUAGGACUGUUAGGGCUUCAGUGUUUUGAUUUUUCUGUGAUCUCAGGUUCUGUUGUUACACUUCAACAUGCCCCCCCCCCACACUCCACUCCACUUCAAGAUUCUCCAUGAUUUCAUGACCUUUCACAUGGACCAGGACCUCUGCCCCAACAUCUGCCACCUUCAGAGCAGACAAAGAUGCAGACAGACGUCCAUACAGAGUCCAGGUCCAGGCCAUUUCCUCUCCUAACUGAACCGACAAGAAGAGCUCAUUUUGAUGUGAAAUGGUUUCCGUGGUUUGUUGAAGAGGAGGAUUUCUGUGUUUGGUGCUGACCCGGUUCAGCCCAUACAGCCCCAGUGUUGCUAUUAGACACAACCUUGGUGGUUCUCAUCAUGUCAGCACGUUCACCUGCGUUUUCAGGGGAACCUUGGUUCUAAAGGUUUCACAGAACCUGUGCGUCCGGCUGCUGCUUCUAACCAGACUCGUCAGUCUUCCUCACAGAUCUGCUAAUGUUGGAGCCAGACGAACGUAUGAGGCCUUCUCCAAAACCUUCCAUAGAUGCUGACAGGUUUUGAUCUGGACUCGAACUCCAAUGCUGUGAACAUCUCCAUCCUGGAACAUCAGCUGAUGAGGAAGCUGCUUUGAAAUGUUGCUGAAGCUCAACCCGACCGACCACAGAGAACCCAGAUCCAGAUUUUGCAGAUGACUUCAUCCUCUGAUCCUCCAUCAGUCAGAACCCGUCCACUCAUCUGCUAAGGGAGCUCUUCUGUCCAUCAUCUCACUGAGCAGGGAACAUCUUGAAGCUCUUCCUUCUACUCAGACUGGGAGCUUUGCUCCUUCGCUGAUCUUUCAUCCCCUUAAAUCUGUCAAUAUUCUCCUCCAUCAGGCCACGUUCUCGCAGGGUUUCACUUCGUAGCUGGACUUCUAAGGUUCAUUUGGAACAGAAGAGGUAGCGUUUCUCUAUUUGGACAUAGACGUCCUUGAUUUCUCCUUCAAAGUAUCUGUGCUGACUGACUCCUGACUGCUCUGGAUGGUAACAUGGUCUGCAGCUUGAUGCAUCAAAUGAGCAGAGUGACAUUCUCUAGACAAAUCUUUAAAGUCCAGCUUCUCUGAAACCCUGUGAUUUCAGAUGUUCUCCAUCCAUGAAGAGGUUGGUUUUCCACCAUCUUCCAGGCUUCAGUUCUGCAGCCCCAGUCUUCUUUAGUCUGUGCAGACCAGUCAUCUGAACGUCGUCCUUACAGCCACAAGAUGAGUUCAGGACUUCUGAGGGAGAGAAGUUCCUCACUGCACCACACGUCUUCUCUGAUCCAGCAGAAGAUCCUAGCCCUCUGCUUUGAUCUACCCUCUAAACGUGGUUUACCUGGAGACAGGUGCAGACUCUGUAAAGUUCUGAAUGUUUUGGCCCGGCGUUGUGACGUUGCAGGUUCCUGCUGUAGUCUGAAGACUGUUCCUCUGAGAAGGGACUCCGAUAUGAAUGUUUUACACGGUUCCUGCUUUCUUCUGGAACAUUCUGUGUGAAAGUGUCCGGAGUGGCCUCACUGGUGUCGACUGUGUUUUUAUUUUCUGUAAUAACCUGUGAAUUCUGUGCUAACAGAACCAAACAUGAUUUUGGAUCUUGCUUUGUGUUCAGUUCUUGGUUUUAUUGUACAUACUGUGGCACAUAUUUGAAUAAACUUGGGAGACGAAGAC